Chara braunii is the source of this 1809-nucleotide messenger RNA. The record is from the annotation of a GenBank genome assembly. Lineage: Eukaryota; Viridiplantae; Streptophyta; Charophyceae; Charales; Characeae.
AGAUGGGUAGGAUUCAUCUGGCAGUUCGAUUACAAGAUCGAACGAAUUGCUGGACUCAGAAACAAGGCUGAUGGGCUAAGUCGGGUUUAUAUCACGCCCGAAGGGGUGGAAGAUGCAGAGCCCAUAAACGCGUUCCUUGAAUACGAAGGAGGAACCCUUGCGGUGGAUAAUGAAAUGAUGAGCGAAGGAUGCGCGUCGGGAGACAGACCUUGGAAAAAGGGGCACCUGUUGUUGUGGCGGAGCUUAGGGAAGGGCCAGUCGCCAUCCGGGGACGCAAAGAGGAGAAGGAUUCGUGGGGGGCGAUAGUAGGUCCGAAGGAGGAACUGAUAGCGAUGGUCAUUGAGGGAGGUCGGGAAACCGUGAUGAGCCUAGUGGAGUCUUGGGAACGGAGAGAGUUGCAGCUAAUGGUAAACCAAAUGCAGGAGAGGCAGGGUGAGGAUCAGGAAGGGAAAGAGUUUUUCUAUGUUCAGAUGUACGAAGGGGUCUUUCGAGAGAUCGGGUUGCUUUUGGUAGGAAAUAAACAGUCCGUGGAGGUCAGCAUUAAGGCAAGGGAGGAGGCCGAAAGAUACGUCAUAAGGAACGAUCAUCUGUUCAAGAGGGAGGAAGGCAUUAUGCCUAGAAGGGUUGUAUGCGGAAGGUCUAUGCAGUUGGACGUGAUCCAGGCAAUGCACGACGGACUAGCAGGAGGACAUCGAUCGUCCAAAGGAACUCUUGCAAAGAUGACACCUCUCUAUUAUUGGCCAGGCAUAGCAGGUAUGGUCGCCACGUACUGUCAGACCUGCCUGAUCUGCCAGGAACGGAGCUCGGUUCGCGUCUUCGAGCCACUUAGACCAACACGGGUGUUGGGGCCAGGACACCUGGUCCACCUUGACCUUGCAGUUAUGCCCGUAUCAACGGAUGGAUACAGGUAUAUUCCGAAUGCACGGGACAACUUGAGUGGGUUCGUAGAAGCAAUCACCCUCAAGAAAAAGACGGGGAAAAGUGUAGCAAAUUGGAUAGAGGAUUUCUACCUGAGGCAUCCCUUCCUCAGGAGGUUUAUGGCAGACAAUGGAAUAGAGUUUGUAAACCAAAAACUGAUGGGAAUGCUUAAAAGGCUCUGCGUUCCUAUCAAACUCAUCGAGCCCUAUCACCCGGAGGCCAAUGCACCUGUGGAAAGGGGGCACCGGACCUUAAAAAACACGAUUGCGAAGCUCGCGACGGACGAUCUGGGGAGUUGGCCUAAAUAUCUUAAGCAGGUUGUCUUCUCGGAGAACAUGACACCUAAGAGGACAACGGGAUGUAUCCAAGCGGAACUUUGGUACAGAAGAAAGAUCGAUUUUCCCGUGGAGGCCUUGAUACCUACCUGGAACAGGUUAGAUGACGAUCCGUGCAUGACCACAAACGAAUUAAUUGAGGCAAGAUGUCAACAAGUCCUUAGAAACGAGGAGGUCAUGGAAGGCAUCACCAAUCGGGUACUAGACAGCAGGAUGAGGGACAAAGCAACGUGGGACCAGGUUAAGAAUAUCCGAAAGGAGUCACUGCAGGUGGGAGAGACAGUAUUGGUAAGAAACUCGACACUAGAAAGCACCUGGUCCGAGCAACUGGGGAGGAGGGUCAAAGGCCCCUACCGGAUCGCUAAGCGGGUGGGAUUGAACACCUUCGAAUUGGAAGAUCUGGAUGGAACUGGAUUGAAAGGGCCUUUCCCAAGGCAACGGUUGGUCAGGUUUCUAAGUCGGGACCCAGUGGAACAAUGGCUUCAGGAGGCCGAGGACAAGGAAAACUGAGGAGUCUACAAGCUAGGAACUGACGACAACUUUGCCCACACCAUGA